UUUUACCACCACCAUUUGAUCUGUUUCCUUCUCAGACACCAAAGGAACUUGUUUUUUGUAUUUUUCUUUUCGGUAGCUACUUUCUACAUCUCUCUUAUUUGGAUCACGUAUUAUCCUUUUUCAUUCCACGACCGACGACCAAUGUUCCGACACCUCGCCGCCCUGAUCCUGUCCGCCGUCGUCUUGGCGGCGUCCACAAGCUCCGGCGUCGUCGAUGCCCGUCCUGUCCACACCGGCCCGUACCACGUCGUCAUCAGAACCGCCGCCAAGCCCAGCCGUCGCCUGAUCGGGCUCGGCGGCAAUGCCGCCAUAUGCCAAGAGGUGCACUACAAGGCGCUGUGCGGCACGCUGACGACGCUGCCGGGGGUGAUGACGCCGCAGCAGCUGCUGGACGCGGCGUUGCGGGUGGCGGAGUCCAAGGCCAUGAUGGCGGAGAAGCGGCUGGCCGACGUGAUGAAGUCGCGCGCGGUGAAGGCCGAAGGCACGAGCAUGUCGUCGACGCUCGACACGUGCAAGGGCGCCUACUCGUCGCUGGCCGACGCGCUGCAGAAGGCGCGCGACACGAUCAAGAGCGGCGGCAGCCACGACGACCUGAUGACCGAGCUGUCGUCCGCCUCCACCUUCUCCACCGACUGCGGGGAAGCCUUCGACGAGUUCCCGGACCUCACGUCGCCCAUACCCGGGGCGCAGCGCCACGUCAACCGCCUCGUCAGCAACUGCCUCGACCUGGCUGCCACCAUCAAAGAAAACUGAUCGAUGGCGUGGACGCACACGUGCCGCGCCGGCCGGCCGCGCUAGGUUUGUAGGCUGCUUCUGGCUGCAGGCGAGCGUGCAAGGCUACAACGACACGUACUGCAUGUACUGCGCACACUCUGCCUUUUCAUGUACGUAUACGUGUGUACUAGCGUACAUGGUGUCUGUAUGUACACUGGUCAUGGGGAGAAUGGGGAGAGCAUGCAGUGCGUAUGUUUUUAUCAAUAUUUCUCGCAGCGGCAUAUAUAGGCGUCUUGGUCUUGGAGAUUAGCAAAAAGAAAGAAAAAGUGUUGUAGUUGAGUCCGGGAUAUAUUUGUGCAUCAGUGCAUGGGAGGUUGAUCGCCCAGAAAGGUAUAUAUAAUGUACUUCCUUAUUAAAUACAAGUUACUACAUACAAAUGUUUUUUUUUCUUCA
Oryza sativa Japonica Group (Japanese rice) is the source of this 1167-nucleotide messenger RNA. Its product is annotated as probable pectinesterase/pectinesterase inhibitor 61. NCBI's taxonomy places the organism in Eukaryota, Viridiplantae, Streptophyta, Magnoliopsida, Poales, Poaceae. The record is from RefSeq and is a predicted model, not a curated record. Gene Ontology annotation, molecular function: enzyme inhibitor activity.